This is a messenger RNA of Scleropages formosus (Asian bonytongue), 2120 nucleotides long. RefSeq names its product valosin containing protein lysine (K) methyltransferase (gene vcpkmt). Bases 6 to 683 code for a protein of 225 amino acids. Lineage: Eukaryota; Metazoa; Chordata; Actinopteri; Osteoglossiformes; Osteoglossidae. Gene Ontology annotation, cellular component: cytosol; protein-containing complex. The record is from RefSeq and is a predicted model, not a curated record. The transcript has 5 exons. Gene Ontology annotation, biological process: peptidyl-lysine trimethylation.
AGAAGAUGGCGGCGCGGGCCGCCGAGGGCGGGAAGGUGGGCUAUUUCGUUAGGGAAAUCGAGAGGAACGACGGAUCCACUCUGCGGAUCCAACAGUGCAGCGAAGGCGACGUGGGCUGCGUCGUGUGGGACGCUGCCAUCGUCCUCUGCAAAUACUUAGAAACCAAAGCGUUUUGGGAGCCCGCGGCAGGAAGAAAUGAGUGGCUCCAGAAACGGGUGGUGGAGCUGGGAGCGGGAACCGGAGCGGCGGGACUGAUGGCGGCCAGUCUGGGGGCGCGUGUCACACUGACAGACCUGCCGGAGCUGCAGCACCUUCUGCACCUGAACAUGGAGGAGAACCGGAGUCUCGUCACGCAGGGCGACGUCAGAGCCGGCGAGCUCACAUGGGGCGCAGAUGUGACAGAGUUCCAACCGGAGCCCGACUUCAUUCUCAUGGCUGACUGCAUUUACUACGAGCAGUCUGUUGGGCCGCUGCUCAAGACCCUACGGGACCUGGCUGGACCACACACCUGCGUCAUUUGUUGCUAUGAGCGUCGCACCGUGGGCCGUAACCCUGCGGUGGAGCAGACUUUCUUUGAGCUCUUGCUGCAGGACUUCGAGUGCCACGAAAUACCGCUGGAGCAGCAGGACCCGGAGUUCAGCAGCCCGGAUAUUCGCAUCCUCCACAUCUGUCGAAAACCCUAAGAUUGCGCAGGGAAGUGUGUUCCUGCUGCUCUUUGGUCUCUACAAACUUUUGGCUCUUUACAUACAGUAUAAUUAAUGUGCUUUCUUUUAAUCAGCUCUCUCACGCUGCAGAGCAGAGAGCCGUGUGAAAUAGAAUUAACGGAACUGAGUCAACACAUGGGUGUCAUUUGUUUAGGUUUGUACAUUGAAAAGGAAGUUUUGUUUGCUAGAAAAUAAAAAAAAAAAAAAAAAGGUCCUAUUUUUCAUAUGUAAAAACAACAGGUGUGGUUGAAGACCUGCAGUUGUAAAUGAUCUUACUUUACAUUAUAUUCCCUAGCUCAGGAAACCAAGUUACACUUUUUUUCUUUUUUUUUUUAAAAAGCUGUUCCACAGUGGAAAAAUAAAUUUUGCAGUUAAAACUGGUAAAGGAGGAUUAAUACUUAUUGGAAUAAUGAGUUUUCACUUGGUGGGGGGGGGUUGCUGGUUAAAUUUAGUUUAUUGCGGAUGGUUACUGCUGCAUUCUUCUGUUCCAGAAAGUACAUUUGGAGAGAUUUUCUGUUUUACUGCUGCAAGAUUAAUAUUUAAUAGGUGCCACUGAAUUUUUCUGCAGUGACUUCUGAAUCCUUGGCCUACGUUUUACCGUGCCUCGUAUCCUCUAAAGUGCUUAGAAACCAGACAAAGUGCUUCAUGCUGAGGUUGGUAACCGUCAAAGAUGUGUGCAUUGAUGAGUGUACAUCAGCGUACAUAUGCAGGCACAAAAAGAGGUGGCGUGCAGCUCACUGGCCCAACAAGAUCUCUAUGUAAAAUUCACCUCCAGUGCAAUUAUCCGGCUGUAUAAAUGGGUAAAUAAUUGUAAGAAGCUGAACGUCGUAAUUGGCUUCGGAGAAAAGCAUCAAAUAAAUGUUUUGGUACACACACUCCAUCCUCUCUUCCUGUACAGCUCAUGGACAGUGUACUUGAUCUGGUGAACACACUUAUAUCUUCUCAUGUUCCCACAUGGCCCUGUAGCUAAAUCUCAUUUUUGCUGAAAUACCAUAUGGAAUAUUGUAACUGACCAUUAGGUGUCAGGGUCAGCUAACAAAAUGAGCCCAGGACUCUCAAAUUAUACUGGUUCCUCAACUUGGAAAGUGCAGUUGGGGCCAGAAAUCUGUUUCCAACUUUGUUUGUAAAUCCAGUCAAUUUUAGCACUAAUUCACAAUUGAUGAAAGGUCAGUAAUAUAGAUGUAUUUAUUUCUUUGCUGUUAGGUGCAGCAAAAACCUCAGAUAAAGCAAUAAGUCUUCAGAGUUAUUACAGCUUUAUUUUUAUUAACUUCAAACAUUAAUACCAAAAUUUCCAAAAAUAAGAUGUUAAUUUUUCCACCUACAUUUGUCUGAUGUUUUUCUCCAGAGUGACUUGUAAUGUUGAGCUACCUACGACUAUUUACCCAUUUAUACAGCUGGGUCUGGAGCAAUUUGGGG